AGUUAACCCUAGCCCCUCCCCAGAAGAAGAAAGAAAGAAAAUGUUUGCAAUGUUGUUAUUUUUGUCAAUGAUAUAUAUGGGUUGGAAGAUUGUAAAUUGGGUGUGGAUUAGGCCUAAGAAGAUCGAGAAACAGCUGAGGGCGCAAGGCCUCGCUGGGAACCCUUACAGGCUGCUGUACGGAGACACCAACGACAUGGCCGCCAUGAUCAGCCGAGCAAAAUCCAACCCCAUCAAACUCUCCGACGACAUCGUGCCCAGAGUCUUGCCGCUCCACCACCACGUCAUCAACAAAUACGGAAAAGCAUCCUUCAUAUGGAUUGGUCCAGUUGCAAGAGUUUUGAUAAUGGAGCCUGAGCUUAUAAAGCAAAUAUUGAUUAAUAACCACAUUUUCAAGAAGCCAACACACAACCCACUCGCCAAAUUUCUGGUCUGCGGAUUAUCCGGUUACGAGGAUCAAAAGUGGGCUAAGCAUAGAAGAAUAAUUACGCCAGCUUUCUACGUCGAGAAGCUCAAGCACAUGGUGCCUGCGAUGCACACGAGUUGUUGUGAAAUGAUAAAAAAGUGGGAAAAGUUGGUGGUGGAGGAGAAGAAGGGAAUAGAGAUAGACGUGCAGCCAUAUUUGGAGGACUUAACAAGUGAAAUUAUAGCAAGAACUGCUUUUGGGAGUAGACAUGAGGAGGGAAGGAGGAUUUUUGAGCUCCAGAAAGAGCAGUCGGAGCUCACGCGCCAAGUUCUGCAAUCCGUUUACAUCCCCGGAUGGAGGUAUAUCCCAACAAAGAGAAACAGGAGAAUGAAAGAGAUAAACAAUCAAGUGUGCAGGCAGUUGAGGGGCAUGAUCAAGAAAAGAGAAGAAUCCAUGAAAAGGGGAGAGAGUGCCGAUGAUGACUUGUUAGGCAUUUUGUUGAAAUGCAACGAGAGAGAGGAAGGAGGAAUGAGCAUUGAGGAAGUAGUAGAGGAAUGCAAGACGUUCUACUUAUCUGGACAAGAGAGCACUUCCAAUCUCUUGUCGUGGACGAUGCUCAUGUUGAGCCUCCAUCCCACAUGGCAGCAGCAAGCUCGAGAUGAAAUUUUUAGGGUUUUCGGAGAUGCACGCCCCCAUUUUCAUGGACUGAAUCGUCUCAAAGUUGUGACGAUGAUUCUGUACGAGGUGCUAAGGCUAUACCCGCCGGCAAUAAUAUUCAACCGGAUUGUGGAAAAGGAAACGGAAGUGGGAGAGAUGAGUCUCCCCGGCGGAGUGCACGUGUUGCUGCCCAUAAUUCUGAUCCACCACGACAAAGAGCUGUGGGGCCAAGACGCCCAACAGUUCAAGCCGCAGAGGUUUAGUGAAGGAAUCGCCAAAGCAACCAAGAACCGCCUCUCCUUCUUCCCCUUCAGCUGGGGGCCAAGGCUCUGCAUCGGCAACAAUUUUGCCCUAAUGGAGGCCAAGAUGGCUCUGGCUAUGAUCCUUCCACGCUUCACUUUCAAGCUUUCCCCGUCUUACGCUCACGCUCCUUCCUUCGUCGUCUCUCUGCAACCCCAGCACGGGAUUCAUCUCACCUUAAUCCAUAAACCAUGAUCGAUCCAUCCAUCACUUUAUUCUUUCCUUUAGAUCGCCUUCUUCAUGUAUUACCUAACUUACCUCAAUUCAAAUUGGUUUUCUUUGUGUUAAGUGGAAAGACUUUUUUGCUUAUUUGGAGCGGCCUUUAUCGGUUGGCCCUUCAGGCGGUUAAAGCAGUGACACAUCGGAUGAGAGAUCACCUAUACCACAAUUUAGAAGGGGUUUAGUUGAGCUUAUAAACUCUUUAAAACAACGUCUAAGUUGUUUAGGACCUUAUGAGUUCCCUAAAUGUUUGGCAAAGUAAAUUCCUUCAGAUUUUAUAAGCUGUAAAAAUAAGUUCUAGCAGCUUAUACUCUCCAAAAAAAUAAG
Salvia miltiorrhiza (redroot sage) is the source of this 1906-nucleotide messenger RNA. Its product is annotated as cytochrome P450 CYP72A219-like. The transcript has 5 exons. The coding region runs from base 41 to 1555 and encodes 504 amino acids. Gene Ontology annotation, molecular function: heme binding; monooxygenase activity; iron ion binding. NCBI's taxonomy places the organism in Eukaryota, Viridiplantae, Streptophyta, Magnoliopsida, Lamiales, Lamiaceae. The record is from RefSeq and is a predicted model, not a curated record.